UCUGAAAUGAUGAAUGUGUUAUGAUGACGAGAGGAGAUAAACUGUCUCGCCUCAGCUUGUUUUUUUUCUCUUAGGGUCAGGUCUUUUCAUCAGGACGAAGGUGUGCCCUGUACAUGAGAAAAGGUGUUUUCAGGCAGACGGAUCAUCCCCACCCCGACCUCUUUGUUCCUCAGAAACACAAAGCUCACUGUGAGAUGCUCCGCACUUCCUGAGCCCGGUCUCCAGGCGCCAAGGGAGCGGCCUUUUAUCCGAGCAGAACAAAAGGUGCACUUUUUUCUGCACACAAUAUAAAUAUCAUGCAUCCAGAGAGUUGUAGUAAAGAUGAGGGUCUUCGUGUGCUUGUUUCUGCUGUCAGCGCUGGGCUGCGGCCUGGCUGAAGGGAGAGUGGUGUCCAAAUGUGAGCUGAGGCAGCUGUUCAAAGAACUGCCAGUGGGAUCAUGGCCCAAAGGACAGGAAAUGACUGAUAACCUACUGGCUAAGAUUCUCUGCCACGUGGAGAAGGCGUCAGGAUUCAACACCAGUUCUGUGAACCUGCUGACUCCCAGCCGUAAGCAUCAGUCCAGCAGCGAGGAGGAGGAAGAGGAGGAGGAGUGGACCCUCUACGGUCUCUUCCAGCUCAGCGAUCACCUGGUCUGCAGCAGCGGGGCCACGCUGUCUCCAAACCGCAUCUGUGAGGUCUUCUGCAGCGACUUGCUGGAUGACGACAUUCAAGAUGACAUCAGCUGCGUGUUGAAGCUCAUCGGCAAACUCCUUGAGAACGGUUCCAGGUGGAGGCGCAAAGGAGAGUUUAUGAGAAUGGUCAAGCUCCUCUUCCAGCCGGACUGCAACCAUCCGAACCCGGACUACUUCAAUGAAUGCCAGGUGGCCUAAAUAUCCUGGAAUAUUCACCUGUUCCUCAAACGAGAGGUGAAUUAUAGCUCUAAUAAAGUGAAGCAUCAUGAA
Eleginops maclovinus (Patagonian blennie) is the source of this 942-nucleotide messenger RNA. Its product is annotated as alpha-lactalbumin-like. Gene Ontology annotation, molecular function: lysozyme activity. The record is from RefSeq and is a predicted model, not a curated record. The coding region runs from base 322 to 870 and encodes 182 amino acids. Lineage: Eukaryota; Metazoa; Chordata; Actinopteri; Perciformes; Eleginopidae. The transcript is spliced from 5 exons.